Plasmodium knowlesi strain H is the source of this 15678-nucleotide messenger RNA. Its product is annotated as peptidase family C50, putative. Lineage: Eukaryota; Apicomplexa; Aconoidasida; Haemosporida; Plasmodiidae. The transcript has a single exon. Gene Ontology annotation, molecular function: cysteine-type endopeptidase activity. Bases 1 to 15678 code for a protein of 5225 amino acids. Gene Ontology annotation, cellular component: cytoplasm; nucleus; centrosome. The record is from RefSeq and is a predicted model, not a curated record. Gene Ontology annotation, biological process: proteolysis; meiotic chromosome separation.
AUGAUAAGGAAAGAGUCCAAUAUAUACGAGAAGCUGGACCGGAUAGUGUGCGAUGUGUUGCGAAACAUAGAUGAAGAAACUAAAGGGGUAGGUGAAGAAGCACAUGAUAAAGGGGGUACGAAUUAUGCGGAUGAAAAAAGUACAAACGAACGGGUGUAUAAAAAAUUCUUUGAACUUUUUAACAGGGAGAGUUACAUAGAAAAGUUAACACAUGACGAAUUAGUAGCAACAUAUAGAGACAAAAAUGCACACAAGUAUCUAUUUUACAUGUUCGAGUAUUUACAUAAUAAAAUCACCCAAACGAGGAAUGUAAGACACGUAGAUUUUUUAUUUUUGAUACUUCGAUACAUUACGUAUCUGUGGUUUCUUCUCUCUAAUGAUGAUAAAUUGGUUUUAAUAUUUUACUACUAUUUCAAGUUGGUGGAUUUGUUGUUUAAUUUAAAAUUUGUGAGAUGUUCCUUUUUUGUGAAUAUUUACAAUUUGCUGAUUUAUUUUUAUAUGAAAGAUAAAAGGAAAAAAAAAAAAAUUAUCUUUCCAGUGAAAAAAUUAAGAGAAAAAGAAGCAGGCUUCCACAUAAAAAAUGUUAUAUCGGAAUUGAACAAAAUAAUUGCAAAUGAAAAUGCUCAUUUUAUGGAGACUGUUGGGAAGAGAAACAAUUUUGUGAAUCUCCAUAGCCAUUCCCUGUCAUGUGGAAAUGCAGAAAGGAAGGAGUUCCCAUCGAAUACGGAAGAAGAUGCAUUUACAUGUGCGGGUAUACAAAAUGUGUAUGAUUACCUAUGGGUUGGGUAUCACCAAGGGGAAAAUGAUCCUCAUGAGACGAAGCAUAAAAAUAAACAUACGGAAAAAAUCGAAUCAGAUAGUACUGAGGAGGAUAAGUCAUUUGUUCUGAUAACAAAAUGUCAAAAUUGGAAUAAUGAGAAUCCUAUCUUUCCAAUUUUUAGCAUUUUCUCAGUUACUUCCUCAUAUAAUUUCUUUUUAAACAUUACGAAGCAUUUAUUCAAAAUUAGUGUAUACGAUUUUAGUACCUUUUUUCCCCUCCUAAGUAUGCUUAACGUGGAAUUUCUACUUUCCCAUUUUCACCUUUUUGAAAUUUUGCACUAUGUCCAAAUGGAGGAGAUGAACUCGGACAUAGGUGACUCCAAAAAGGAAACAAAAAUUGUAUCAAUUAGUUCGAGCCAAUUUACACCUUACAAAUCGAAUGAACAAGUCACCACUGAAGGGAAGGAAAAAACGCUCUCAAAGAACCAAGGGAUUUUUUCAAAUAAUAAUAAGAGUAACAAAAAAAUUUUAUGGAAUAUCCUUUUUGAAGAGCUAAAAAAGGUAUACAUUGUAGACACGAAAAAUGUGAAUUAUACAUUAAAAAUGUUAAAAUACUCUUUCAGCUUUUUUCUGUUUGAAGAAAAAAUUGUACUAAAGAAUAAUGAAUGGGGAAUUCGUGUGAUAAAAAAAGGGGAACACACCUUCGCGCAAAUUUCACAAGUAUAUUUAAAAGAAUUACUAAAAUUUAGCCUCUCCUUUGUGAAUAAUUUAAUGAGCUCAAUUACGCUAAAUGAGGAAGUCGUGUUUAAGGCCAUUUCUUACGUGUUUUAUUUGCUUUCGAAAUUGAUAUGCAACACGAUUAAUAACUUAAGGAAAUAUAUUUUGCUUAAUAACGAUAAUAACCUUGCCCUCGUUGCGCUAAUUACGUAUAUUUAUAAAUACUUCAAAAGGGUUUACCUGGAGAAGAACGCAGCGGGCGAUGUGCACAAAGGGAACGCUGGAGCAGUUGGAUGUAUUGAAGAUCAGAAUAAGUUGAAAUACACAUUUGUGACACUUGAAAAAGUAUACCAGAAAAUUCAAGAGUGUUUGUAUGUCGUCCUAACUGUUGACGAAUCUGUUGAAUCGAAUAUCAAAAAAAAGUUAGUGCAAUGUAGUGAUGGAGGGAUGCCCUAUUCUGAUGGGCCCCAGGGCUCCAGACAGAAUGCAGAUAACUGCGACCUGUACUUUUAUAUCAUUAUCAAGAUCAAUAAAAUGAACAUGUUUUAUUCCAACUUGGAAAUUAUCAAAAUACUCUCACAGAAGGAUAAAAACGUGUUCAGAAAAUAUAUAUACACCAUUAACAAGAACAAUGAAAAUUUUUGCUCUUUUUUUUCGUGUUUAUUAAAUAUUGACUAUAAGGAAAAUCAGCAUGAGCUGCUUUUAAAAAAGUACAUGUCCAAUUUGAAGGAAAAAAAAAAUUAUAAAAAUAAAAAGUUAAUCAAGCUAAUGAAGCCUUAUCAUUCCCCCCUCAAGUACAUCAUUUUGAAAAAUGAAAUAGACCAAGAUGGAGCAAAAAAGAGUUCCGCAAGGAAAAGCACCCUGGGAGUCAAUUUCCCUCACAGGGAUUACGAUAUUCAUACUUUUGAGGGCGAUAAGAGGAAGGUUAUUGAUUUGCGUGUUAGAAGGAAGAGCAUGUAUGAUUUUGGGAGAGGCGAAAAGGGAGGUAAUCCUUCCAGUUCUCUCCAACGUGACCAUGUGAUGAAUGGCCACACUGUAGAUGGAGACACAGUAGAUGACAUCACAACGGAUGAAACCUCAUCCCAUGAGACAUUAUCGGAUGAGAAUACCACCGAUGGCGAAGAGGAUAAACCCAGUAAUAACCCAGCAAACUGUCCAGAUAGAGGUUGUAAGGACUACUUUUCCGAGGGACUGAAGCGGGCGAGAGCUUCUAGCUCGCAUGCAAAGGUAAAAAAAAAAGAGAUGCCAAUAUUUGAAAAUUCGAUCCUUCGAAUAAGGAAGAAGCAACUGGACAAAACCAACAUAGAUUUUAAAAAUGUGUGCCAUAGUAUGACUAUGGCCAUUAAAAGAUGCAUACUAAUCUCAGACAGUAUGAUUACCUACUUCAAAACUUACCAUGGUUUUGAAGCUAACUUUAACAUUUACAUCUGCAAAAAUAUAUAUAUUAAUUUUUUAAGAGUUUGCCUCCUAUGCGCCAGUCUCUUUUCGUACCUCUGCGUGAAGCUUAACUAUGACGAGAUCUUGAAGCAAAUGUACGACUCAAAUUUAAUCAUAAUGUCAUACAAUAUUUUUGACAAAUAUAUAAGUUUCGUGUUGGACCAAGACGUCAAGCGAUUGCGCAAGUAUAAAAAUGUGUUGCAGGUGCCUACCAGGCAAUUGAAUAGGGGGAAGACAGGAGCUGGACGCUCCUCUGAGGCUACCUCUUCAGUGAAUGCGUCGACCGCGGUGAAAGAACAGAAGGAAAGCUUCUCCACGGUUACAGCCUAUACGCAGCUGCACCGAGAUGAGAUUUAUGACGUGUUAGGUGCCCGAGGAAAUCAAGGCGGAAGGGGUUUCUUCCUGUCGGAUCAAGACGAAUUCAUCGAGACGAUCUACUUGAACACUUUCAUGAUUGUGAUAAAUGUCAUUUCAGUUUGGGAACUAUACCUAGAAAUUCCUGUGGAGGUUCUGAACAAAAUGAAGUACACCUUUUUCGAGCUAUUUUACAACACGACAAUUAAAAUCAUAAAGUUUAUAAAAAAGGAUAAGGGAUUUUUCUUCCUACUGAACAUUCUAAAAUUUAUUUAUCUCAAAUUUGUAAGCCUUCCUUUUAAUCCAAUAAACAUACACACCUCAAUAAAACUGCACGACUUUUACGACUUUCUCAUUAAUGAUGGUGAGGAAGAUGUGAAGAAAGAGGAGGAGCAGAAAUUUAAUAGUGAGGAUAUGUACAUGAAUUCAAUUAGCCCCCUGAAAUUUUUGAUUAACCCAGACAAUGAGGCACAGAGAAAUAAUCUUAUUAACAGUGUACAAAAAUUAAACAUACACCCUGAUGACCAUGUACUAUCAAACGAGCAUGAUUACAAUACAUUUAGUGUAAAUAAAAAGAAGAGGGUAAGCAUGGGCGGUUUAGUUCCCGUGUUUUUAAAUAACAAUCGUAGGAAGAGGAGAAGGACGAGCGUUGGCCCUUACACCUCAUAUGACAGCCUUGAAAAUAACGAUAACGGUUCCUACUGCACGGUUAGGAAUGGCGUCUCUACGGAGCACGCACGAAUGGAUGAUCAAACAAGCACCAGGGUAAAGUAUGAUUUGGGCGGAGGAGAAUACGAAAGUGAAAAUAUUCACGUCAAGGACAGUAAUAUCAAUGACAGUAUCAAUGUGACACCGAAACGUAAUUAUGACUAUGCACAACCAGAGGAACGGAAAGAGAGCGAAAAUUUUAGAAACACCUACCUAAGCAACUACUACAUCCCGCACAUCGAUCUGCUAUUCAUCAUUGUGGAUUUGGAAGUUUUUCACUACUUUGAAAAGAAGGAGUAUAAGAAAAUAAUUUUUUCCGUGGAAAACACCUUCAAGAGCAUUAUCAGCAAAUGUGACUAUAACACUAAGGAGUAUUUACGAUCAUCCAUUUCGUACAUUUACAACUUUUAUCAACAAGUGCAUCUUAGUGACAGCAAAAUUAACAUCCAAAGUUGCACCGUAAUUAGGCACAUAUUUAACCUUUACAUCAAAUCUAAGGUGUUCUAUUUGAGCAAAAAAAUAAAAAAAAAAUUAGCACACUAUAGGAGUAGCUACAGCAACGAUGGGGAACUAAAAAUGGGUUAUAACAAAAUUUAUGACAGCCUUUUUAGCAGUGAAAAGUGGAAGAACUUUUUUUACAUUUUUUACGAAAGCGACAAUCUAAGACAGAAUAAAAGAAUGGAAAUUAUCAACAAUCUCCUGAUUGUACACAUAAACACUUUGCUUUUCUUGAUAUUUUAUGAAUACCUAUCCAAGUAUGUGACUAAAAAGUUCAUAUUUUUCUUCCGAUUCUUCCUAUUUUUUUUUAACAAAUUGUGUGUUGCCAUUUUAAGUUUGGUGAAUUCGUCAAAUCACCUCGAAAUUUUUAACCUUUUCGAUUGGCAAAAUAUUGCCCGAGAAAACUACGCACAGGAUGAGGAACAAUUGGCUAACAAGAUUAGGAAUGCCAUUCGUCUCGUUCAAAAUUGCUCCGUAUACCCACAGGAUGAGGAAAUAUUUCCCCAGAAAAUUUAUAGCAAGAGGGGAAGACACACUAAUGUUAACGGGAGAAGUAACCCAAUUGUCAUGGUCGACAUUGAUGAGCUCCUAGUCACCUACAUUCAGCUAAAUUUUACGUUUUGCAGAUCGUGCUGCUUUUUCAUUUUCUUCAAAAAUGUCUGCUCUCAAAAGUAUGAGAACAUUUUGAAGGAGAACUUCACUAGUACAUAUUUUGAGCGGUUUAAGAAUAACAGGGAUUUGUUCGACCCUAUCGAUGCUGUAAAGGAUGAAAAGACCAGCAGAAAUGACAAUAACUGGGGGGUAAGCCACACCGCAGAAGAGUUUGCCCCUAAUGAAGAACCAAAUGUAAAUGACUCCUUUGACGAUGAAUCGGACGACAAUUGCAGAAGCGACUCCAGCAGCUCAGGUCUGUCCCAAUCGAGCUUCACCCUCAUAGAGUAUACAGAUUAUUCCAAAAAUGAAGAUUAUAUUUUUCUAGAAUUUAUUUUAGAAAAAAUAGAAGAAAUGGACGUGGAUUAUUACUACAGCAAUGUACUUAACAAUUGUUACUAUGUGAUCAAAAUAGAAACACUUUAUAAUUACAUAUACAAGAAUGAGCAGCUGUUGAGAAGAUUUUCUUUCCUAAAUAAUGUGUAUUAUUUGUAUAAGCUCUACUACCACAUGUUUGUUUGGUCUUCCAAUAAAAGUCAUGUCAUGGAUAAGAAAGACGUCGCUACUGAGGGAAUCAACGGAGAAAAAAAAUUAUCGAAAUUGUACAAUGACAUCUUUUACCUGUUCGAUGUGAACCGCAUUUUGGGAGAAACCUUCUGCAGCAAGUAUGUACACCUGAUUGAUCAGGCCGGGGUCUCCGAUUUCACUCCGAGUGGAGGAACACCUGACAAAAUUGCCAAAAUGUCUCCCCCCCACGGCUAUGCAAAUGAUUAUGGCGCAACUGAACGGAGAAGCGUCGAAGAAUCGCCCUACUUUUUGUGCGACAUUUACAACUUCAAAUUGAAAUUGUUCCACCCGCUAAAUUUUGAAAAAAGACACUUAGCCAAAGGAAAGAAAAAAAACACAUUCGAUAACUUUCUAAUGGUUAACAAGAAUUAUUUACUGGACUUAAAGCAUAAGUAUGGCAAAAUUAAGAAGUACAUAAAUAACUACAUGGUGUACUUGUACCAUAUAAUUCUUCACUUUUAUUACAAUGAAUAUGGCAUAGAUAGGGAGAAAUUAUCCUUUCACUAUAUUGUGUACUCAUUUCAAAGUGCGUUUGACACGCUUAACAGUAAUAUAUUGUGCAGUCGUCAUGACACGGUGUGCUCCUCCUCUGUCCAGGGAGUUGGCAAUGAAAAGGGUACCCCUCCUUACGUCCCACCUUUCAAUAUCAUUUCAAAAUGUGAAUUAAAAAAAAACAUACUUCUGAUUUUCGACAUUUUAAAUAAUAUAUAUGAUGUAUACCAUGGUAACAUAUUUGAAAAUUCCAAGUGGGCAGAUUCCAUUGUAACACAAAUUGACACAAAGCUUAUCGGCUAUCUCAGCGAAAUAUACAAAAUUGCCUAUCUGUACAAAAUGUAUCAUUGUUGCAUGUGUAUUUUGGUACUCUGCCUCUUGUUUACAUCCAAAUUUUGGCUAAUUUAUGUAUUUAACGAGAAGCAUCCAUGUGGGCAACAGGUUGGUAGUUGUCAUACCGUCGGGGGGCAUAGCGAAUAUUAUCAACCUGCCACUAGAGGGAAGCGAAAGGUAGGGAGUAAGCCAAAGGAGAAGAGCGUAGAUAAGGGAACGCUGCUUCAAAAUGGUGCAAACCUCGGACGUGGUGCGAGCAGGAGAGGAAAACCCAAAGAGGGUUCUUAUGAAUCAAAUGAAGAAAUGACAGGAAGCCCCAAAGGAAGGAGAGCAUAUAUACUAACCGGAAUUUACGACAAAAUUUUGUCUAAAAGGAAUGAAGUUAACACGAAAGAGAUAUACAAUGAUUUGCACAACUAUAUGCAGAUGCUAAUCGUUUGUACUUCCAUAUUUUAUCUCUCAUUUUUAUGUAUAGAAAAGAUACAGAAAAAUUUGCAAAAUAUUUAUCUCCUUAACUGUGCUAAUAGUUUGUAUAAUUGCUACGUACAGUUUUAUGAAUAUAUUGAGAAAUUUUGCAAAGAGCACUGUGAAGAUAAGCUGUACGCGUCCUCCCUCUUCUUUGACACUUUCCACUUAGACCUGAUAAACUUGAAACUUCAAGCUCACGUAAAAGCAGGAAGGUACAAGGCCGAAAUGAGAAAAAUGAAGAAAAUAUUAUGCGAAUCGUCCUCGAGGGUGAGUGCAGAUUCCGAGGGUGGGGUCACUACUAUGCCACGCAGCGAGCAUAGCAGAGAAAGGAACAGAAGCACUUGGGAUAAGGCGCAGGUAGAUUUAUUCUCCAAUUUUCCAUAUCUGCUCUACUACAACGAAAAUGCAAGCAUGGAAUGCAUAUCCGACUUAAGGAGGACGGAGAAGAAAUACCAAAACGAUGGUAAAAACUUUUUCAAAAAUAACAUUUGCCUAUAUUUUAAUAUGGUAAGAUAUUUGUAUAAGAAGAGAAGCAAGUACACGGGUUUGCUUCCAUUUGUCAAUUCGUACAUUAUCUCGAUAGUAACGCUGAUGAAAUUUACCAUUGGUAAGUAUUUUUCGAGUUUUAAUGUGUCCUUCGAUUUCUUUUCUCUAAAAUUUGAAUAUCCAAUAAAGCAGUUCGACAUGGAUAUGCUCACUAAAGUAAAAAAAACGGAUGACGAAAAGGAAAAUAUUAAGUUAACUAACAAGGCUAUAUUGAUGAAUCUGGAAAAUCUCUACUGUAAUAUGUUCCUAAAUAAGGAUAUGUGUUACCAAAUAAAAUUCGUUUAUACAUAUUACAAAAAAAUUUCGAGCAUUAUGUACAAAAUGAAUAAUUUUGUACUGAGCUAUUAUUAUUUAAAGAGAAACAUUCUGUUCGUAUGCGAUUUGAUUUACCUUCCAGACGUUGUUCAUAAUUAUUUGCUUCUCAUGAAUAUCAUUUUAAAGAGUGGAAGAGAGAGAAUCGAAUUGCUAACGCAGGAGGAGAUUUUCUUCGAGAACUUGAACAACCAAUUGAGUAUUUAUUAUAAAAAAAAUUUGGACCAAGACACAGACACAGAGACAGAUGCGAAUUAUGCAAAGGAUAAAACAGUCAAAGAUGUAAACGAUUUUAAAAUUUAUGAAGACAGUGAUUUUUGCAAUAUUGAUUAUGUGAAAACACCUCUUAAUACUUACUUAACGAAGAGGCAUAUUUAUGAGUACAGAAAUAUGUUGAAUCAAUUUUUGGCCUACUUAACGUUUUUGAUGAAAAAUCCUGACCAUUCUCUUAUAUUGUCGACUAAGCGUAGAAGGGAGAUACUCCACAUGUUAUGUCUAAUCCUUUUUACGAAGAGGAGAAUGAAUUACUUUUGCUGCAGCAAAGCCCGUCCGAAAAAAUCAAAGGAUGUGGCUACUAACGGCAAAGGCACCUCCUGUAACCAUGACAAUGCAAAACUAUCAGGGAAAAAAUGCACAAAUGAGAAAAAUGAAAAUAGGAGCGAUCAGGAUAGGGUGAUGUCCCAGAAUGUUACGAAAGAAAAUCCAGACAACCAUAAAAUAAAGCAUUUUGAAAAAAACUUUUUAAUAUGCUUCAACAACUGUAACGAAAAAAAAGAAGAAACAUUUUUUAAUUUCUUCCUCGAAAAAUUAUUUAUCAUAAGUAACAUCGACACAGAUGUAUUCGAUGUCGAGCUAGAAGAUGAAGAGCAAGUUGAGUCUCUCAUAAAAUCUCAAGUGUUACGUGAUGUAAGCAAUCUUAAUUUUGUUCACCCAGGAGUUGUCCACUCGAACGAUAGUUUCCUUAACGUGGGAAAUGAAAUUUCGAGUGAACAAGAAAAUGCAGCCCAAAAUAUCGAACGGAAGACAAAUCAGACCAAUUGCAUAGAGGAAGAAAUUCAUCUUGAGUGCCAUCGAAGCGCUAAUUCCUACUACUCUUUUAAAAUUAACGACAUUUCAGUUUUGAAUUACCUAUAUUUAAAUUACAACUUUGAACAAAACUUAACUUACACAGAGAAUUACAUUACUAAUAGAUUUUUCAUAUUUAACUGCAGAAAAAUGAAUAUAUAUUUUGUGAAAAUAUUGCUAUACUAUAUCAACUUGAUAUUUUUAAAAAUAAAAAAUAUUUUCUGUGAUGAUUGCGUUUACACCAUUAAAAAACAGCAGUUCCUUAACUCCUCAGCGAAUGAUUGCUCUAGGAACAUUUUUUUUUUCUUGUUCAUAAAUCUUUUUCGCUUUUUCAAUUUUUCCAAUAGAACUUUGAGUGAGUUGUGCGCAAACUAUUUCCCCGGAAAUAAAAAUUAUGCCUCUUGUCUAGACGAACUAUAUCGGAGUAAGAAAUAUGGUGAUCUCUUAAUGGAGGUUUAUGCAAAUGAUGGAAAGCGCAUCAUCGAAGACACAAAAACACAUAAUGAGGAAGACAAGGAAAACAACUCUGAUUAUAAUCUAGCAAAUGGACUAGACAAAAUGUUGAUGAUUAAUUUUUUUGAAAUUUUUUUAUACCCACAUAAAAAUUGCAGCCUUUUGGAAGUGCUAACUGUGUGCUAUGAAUUCUUGAUAAACAUGAAAGACGAUAAAUGGAGAAAACUAAGGAAAAGAAAUAAACAUAAAAUGUACGCACUGUUAAAAACGGCGGUUACCGAAUGGCAGGAUCGAAACAAUCCAUCUGUUUUUUAUUUCCAAAUUAUCUUGGUGCUGUUAUCCUUGCUGCUCCACUACACGUGCAAAGGGGCGCUCGUGCAUGAAAUGAGGAAGGUGGCCCAGUUUUUCCUAGACUUUGUGUUUUUUUUUAUAGAGAAUAUAAAGAACAAUUUGAUCAUUCUGCAGAUAAUUGAAGCCUACGGAGAGGGACACACAGAUGGUUGCGCAGAUAAUCAGACAAAUGAUCACACAGAUGGUCCCGUAGAUGGACACACAGAUCGUCACACAGAUCGUCACACACUUGGAUAUCCAUGCGCGAGGCGGACCCAAGUAAAUCUCCUAAAAUUCUACUUCCGAAAACUGCUGUCCCUGCUAUACCUCUACACGGACGAGCUAAUAUUGUACACUAUCAAAAAUAAUAUAGACCAGGAAAUCAGCCAAAAAAAUUACUACAGGAAGCAUGCCCACGAAAAUUUAAAUAUAGAAACGAUAUGUAAUUAUGAAUACAUAUGUCAAUCGAAUUUGAGCGAACUUUGCUUCUAUUGGGAUUACGCAAUAGUGUCGAUGAGCCACGAUAAGAGUGAUCUGUACAUUUCUCGUUGCUUUAAAAACUUCCUCUUUGUGCUAAUUCGAAUUAUUAGAGAGGAGACGCAUAAUGCGGGGCAAUUCAGUGGGGAAAAUGAGGCUGCCACUAAGGGGAGGAGAAAUUAUGGAGACAAGAAUGACAAAAGGAGAGAUUCCCAUAUUGAGGAGGAUAAAGAAUGUUUCAAUUUUUACAGUAAAAUAAAUAACCUUUUUUCCAUUUUGAAUGAUGAAGAUUUAUGCGAGCGGUUAUUCAUUCAGUGGGGGAAAGUCUCCUUAAGUGAUAGCACAAUAAUGGGAUGCCUAAAUAAAAAUGCAAACAUUUCGACAGAUGAUGCACACGAAGUGUAUGCAGUUAAGAAGGGCAAUUUGAACCACCAUUCGGAUGGAUACAAUGGAGCACCUCCUAGUAAUAUCAUCAAGUCAGAAAAUGGACACUCCAGGGGUGAGACGAUUAUCCGUGAAAAUGCCACACAUGGGAAGGGUAAGCAUAGCAAAGUAAGAAACCCCACGGGGAAACAUUUUGAAAAUGAUAAAAUGGGAUUUGAGCAGUUACACAACCCCCCCACAGUAAAUAUUUUUUUCACAUCCAUGGGAAAAGGAGGAAUGGAAAUAACUAACGAGCUUGGAGAAUCAAACAAAAUAACCAGAGAUAAAAGUAGCUAUUCCUCUGCACCGUAUUUGUCGAAUGAGAAGGACCAGGUAACAAAGGACAUUCAACUUGUGAAGUUCUUCUCGCGUUUGUACAAAAAUGCCGAUAGAUGCAUUGAGAACAAAACCAGUGAAUAUUUCCACGUAGAAAAAAUACACCUAAAUAUCGAAAGGUUCCCUAUUAGGGAAAAAUGGAAUUACAUCAAGAAAUUGGAAAAAAUAUUAAAGCAAUAUCAGCAUAUGAUAAAAAUAAUGUGCGAAAUUUUACACGAAUCCAAGAACGUGGAUCGAAAUAAAAGUAAUUUAAAAAUGUUCAUAGAUUUGUGGUGGAAUAACAGAUACACUCUAGAGCAGCAUUUAAAGAUACUGAAUUUAGAUAUCUCCAAUACGCUUGGAUUUUCCAUCCAUAAAUUGAUGUCCAUUCCGUUGAUCUCUUUAAAUAUAAGAACCAACAUAGUGCUAAACAACAGUGCCAACUGGAGAGAUGAUGACCAGAAGGAGGUAUGCACCCGCACUGAUAAAGAUAGCACACAGGUCAACAGUGCAUAUAAUACCCUGUCAAUUGUUAAUAACCAGAAAUAUUAUUUGAGUACCAAUUUUGAUUUGUUCCUGGUAUUAUACUACUAUUCUCACAUGCUCAACAUCAUAGCGUGGAUUAAUAAGUGGGGGAGGUACUUUGUUCCUUCCCGAUAUUGGGAUACUGUGCAUUUUGUCAAUGUCCUCCUAAACUUAACUGUUUUUUCUAUCGUGUUGAAGAACUGUAAUGUACAAAUUACUCAUGCGAAGAGGAAAUACUUAAGAUGGGGAGGCAUUUUGGAUGGCCACCCGAGCCGAAUGGACAAAGGUGAAAGCACCCUCAUUGGUAGCAACAUGCCUGGAGACACUGCGAAUGGAGUGGAUUCCUUUUCAUCUCGUAGUGUAACCAAGGGGAGGAAUGAUAAUAGGAGAGCUUCGAAAAGUUUGAUCCCCUUUGAUAAAAACGUCGUAACAUCCUAUUUGCCCUUCAUUAAUAAAGACAUCGAAACGAUUCUAUUUUUGGAGGAAAGGAAAAAAAAAAACAAAAGGACAAGUACAGAAGUAGGUCAACCAUAUUUACUUGAUAUAAACCCACCAAAUGAAGGAAAAAAACGGACAAUUGUUUCGAGUACCCAUCGAUGGAGUGUGAAUCUUCAAGAAGGAAUUAAUCAAAAUGACGAUUGCCAUUCUACAUAUAAAAGUAUGCACAGGGAGGGAGUCGAACAUGUGGAGUCCAUCUCAACUGUGGACAACAAGUACAGAAUUGUUAUACCCAAAAGGGAGAGUGAAUCUGCCUACCCGCAUAACAGCCACCACCACAACAACCACAACAGCCACAGCCAUGAGAAAAAAGGCAGGAGAAGAACUAUCAAUGUAAUCAGUGAACAAACGAGCAAUAGGGUAGACAGCUAUUGUGUGGAUAGAUGUUCGAUUUAUAAAAGCGAAAAACAGAGCAGAGAUGAAAAAAAGGUAAAUUCAACAAUAUAUGGAUAUGUGAGUCCCCUAAAAACAAAUAUUUUUGAGCACAUAAAGAAUGAAGACCAAAGUGAGAUACUGACAAAGGAGGGGAAAAGAAAAAGAACUACCGUGGCAGGAACGUUAAAUUUGGAUUAUGUGAAAAAACAAGAGAAUAAAGAUGAAAAAAAUAAAGAAAAUAUUUAUUUAAAAUAUUUGGAUUUAAAAAAAAAAUGCGACAGGGGAGUACUGAAAUGCUCUUUCCUAAAAUUAAGGAUGUACUUGUAUAAUAUACUUAUAGAUAUUUUCGAAAAUAAUAAUAUACAUCCCAAAAAUAUUUUUAACCUUUUUAACAUCAUUACUCAUUCGUUCAUUAUGGAUGUUAUCAAAUGCACCAUGGUAGAUGAUGAACUCGAUCAUGAACGAUUAACAUAUGUGAAAAACGUAGAACAUAGGAGAAUCAGGAAAACCCCCGUCGUUGUGUAUAUACAUAACAAUUUGAAUAGACUUCCCUUUGAAAAUUUGGAACCUUUAAAAGAUUCCUACAUCGUGCGGGGGGUCCACAAAGCGGUCACUGCAUAUUUGUACGGAAGGGUGAUGGCGAAGAUUAAAGUAGAGGAAUCCAAGGUGAAGAGGCUAUCCCUUUCGAGUACACCUCAAGCAGAGAUGGACGCAGCGGCAGCGGAGGAAGAAGAAGAAGGGGAAAUGGAGGUAGGCAAAGGAACUCGCCAAAAUGAUGACGAAUCGAACAAUUCUGACCACCAAAGUGACGAUUCUCACAUGGAUGAGUACAUAAAGCAGGAAUACUCAAAAAAGUGGAAAAUUGAUAAUGCUAAAAAUGUGUACCAAAUGAACAGUAGUACCCAUCUUACCAGCGUGGAUUUACGUUGUUCCCAUCCCACCGAAUGGAAAAGAAAAAAUUCUGACAUGCCCAAAAGCAUCAUAGAGCAUUGUAACACCACCCAAUUGUAUAAUAAAAACGAGGAAAAUAAAAACGUUUCCAAAAAGAAAGGAAGAAACUCCCUUUCGUAUAUAUUAACGCACCACAUCGAGGUCUCCAAAAAUUAUGAAAAGAAUAACGAUAAAUACCAGCAUGAGUUUAACACGUAUCAGGUCAAAGCGUCCAAUCGUCAUGAUGACCAGGGCAAGGUAUCAUCCCAAGAGAAUCGCCAAAACGCGUUGAAAUCACAACGGAGAAAUACGCUAACUCCAUAUGGACAUGAAACUCUCAACAUCACAGGACACCUUGACGAUAAUUAUGACACACGGAUAGUGCAGGCAAAGGGAAAAGGCAGAUACAGCUUGGUCGUUUCGAGUGAAGAGGCGAAAGAUCAUCUGAAAAAGGAACACAUUCACGAUAAAGACAAUCCAGGUGAGGGCGCACAGGAUACAGACACAAAGGAGGUGCGUGGGAAGAGACAAGGUAAAAAAAGCUCACGAAAAAGUAUUUGCAUUGAACACUCCUUCUUAAACCCCUUCAAUAAUAAUAAUACUAAAAAGGGUCAAGUUGGCAUGUCAUUUAGCGGGGACCACUUUAAUGGUAAAGAUAGUUGCAGAAAAAAAAAGGGGGAAAAAAAACUGUCCAAUAGAUCACCAGAGGAGAAACAUCAAUUGAGAUUAUCACAUUCUGCUAAAAGGAGGGGUAGUAUUAAACGGAUAAACCCUAAUUCGUCAUGUCCGUCUUACCAUUCUCGCUCAUCUUGCGCGUCGUCUCAUCCGCUGUCGUCUGAAUCCGAAUCUGAAUCCGCUUCAUCAGUGGAACUAAUUCAAAAUGAAGAAGAACUGAGAAAAAUAUUCAUGAGUGCGAGAAAAUCGAUGAAUAUGCACAACAUGAUGGGUUCUUACAAAAAUGAAGAAUACAGUUUUUUCCGUUUUAAAAAAAAAAGAAAAAAAAGUGUAAGUGAAUCAGAAGCCUACUUUGAUGAGGAAAAGAAAUUUUCAAGUUCGUGCGUAGAUGACGCUAAAAGGGAUAAUAAAAGGAGAAGCUAUUCGGCAGACCCGGAUCAUCAUUCAAAGGCGUCCAAAAUGAAAUACGUAAAGUACGUUCCUUACUACAUUAAGAGUUCCAGAUUAGUGGAUCCCAAAAGGAGUAACAUUUUUUUUGUUAUUAACCCUAAUGGGGAUUUAAAAAGAACGGAAGAUGCUACAUACCCUUUCAUUUAUUUUAAAAAUAAAGAUAAGUACAAAUAUAAAAAUUGGAAUGGCUACUUUGGCAAAGUGCCAUGCGAAAAAACUUUGCUGAAACAUUUGUGCUGUGAUGACUUGUAUGUAUAUUGCGGUCACCAGGGUGGUGAGCAGUAUAUCAAAAAAGACAUAAUUCAAAAUGCCAUUUUGCGUUAUGAAGACCCCUUGGGUGAAGGCGAAAAAGUGGAGGAAGCUAAAGAGGGAAACCCUAAGAAAGAGCAAAAUCGACAUGGCCGAAUCGCAAAAAGUAAUACAAGGAAAACGGAAAAUAAAGAUCCCCUUUUUACUCAAAAUAAGGACAAAAAGAGAAGAAAUUCAUGCAAUUGGAAGGCAGAAAAACGCAUUCUGGAUAAGGGGAUGAAGAGAAAAUCUGUUGGAGAUAUUUUCAACAUUCACAGCACCAGUGAAAGUAGCGAUGCUUUAUGCACACAGACAGAGAUGGAAGAUAAUGAAAGUAACCGUGUCGGUGAUCCAUAUUUUUCGACAAACCCCAAUGAUGGCAUAAACUCGUGUGUUUUUUUAAUUGGAUGCAGUUCAGGGUUGUUGUCUUCACAUGGUUUUGACUUAGACGUAUGGGGCACCCCGUACGAUUACAUAGUAGGUGGGUGCGUUUUCGUUUUUGGCAAUUUAUGGAAUGUGACAGAUGGAGAAGUUGACGGAUUUACGCAAAACUUUUUCUGGAAAUGGACACAGCCAAAUUCUUCAUCUUUAUUUUGCUCCAACUAUAAUUAUAACAGUGUCCAGAUGGAAAAAGUUUCAACAUUUUGCUUUCGCUUUUUCGCAAAAAUUUUAAGGGGGGUCUCAGAAAUUCAUAUGCGCGAAGAAGACGCAGAAUGGGACAGAAACUGCUGGAAGGAUGACGAUAAUGACCAUAAGGGCAGCAGUGACGAUCUCCUAAUUGAAGUGGGGGAUAAUUUCGUUACCAUCAAUUUUCACACUUACACAUACUUGAAAAAAAAUUAUUUUUUUUAUAAAUAUUUCCAAAAGUGCUACAAUUGCAACAUCGUUUUAAACCAAAAUCUUUUUAGUAUAAAUCAGAACCGGAAGUACUCCUGGCUUAGUAUGACAGAGGCUUUAGCGGAGGCCAAGCAAUUUUGUCGUUUGCCCAACACGACCGGAUCAGCCGUUGUUAUUUAUGGUCUACCCUUGUAA